Monascus purpureus is the source of this 462-nucleotide messenger RNA. Lineage: Eukaryota; Fungi; Ascomycota; Eurotiomycetes; Eurotiales; Aspergillaceae. The record is from the annotation of a GenBank genome assembly.
AUGGCGAAGACACCCGAACAGCAAUUCCACGACUUGAUCGAGAGAAAUGGUCCUAUCGAGGCGGCGGAAAUAGCAGCUGUGUUUGACCAGCUCAAGCCCAUCCCCCCCGAGUUCCUCAUCGGCAAGUGGAAAGGCUUCAGCUUCGACACCGGCCACCCGGCGCAUCAGAUCCUCGACACGCUCAAGUGGGCCGGCAAAGAUUACCGCAGUGUCGAUGACGUGGACCCUAUUAUGAUCUACGACGACAGCGGGAAGAGAACCUGGUACAGCGAGUACGGCCAUGCCAGAAUUCGCGAGGUCAAGUUCCGUGGAACAGUGUCGGCCGCCAUGAUAUACGAUAAAUUCCCCAUCAUCGACGUGUUUAAAUACGUGGACGACAACACCGUGCUUGGCGCCAUGGAUAACAAGGAUUUCCCAGCAGACGCAGGCGAAUACUAUUUCUAUCUGAAGAGGUUUGAGUAA